Messenger RNA from Centropristis striata (black sea bass), 1238 nucleotides. It is a transcript of the gene calhm3, whose product is annotated as calcium homeostasis modulator 3. Gene Ontology annotation, molecular function: monoatomic cation channel activity. NCBI's taxonomy places the organism in Eukaryota, Metazoa, Chordata, Actinopteri, Perciformes, Serranidae. The record is from RefSeq and is a predicted model, not a curated record. Bases 163 to 1155 code for a protein of 330 amino acids. The transcript is spliced from 4 exons.
GACUGCUAAAUUGUGGAUUUAAGACUUUUCUUCAAAAGAAUUAGCUCAUACUGUGAGGUAGGUGGACUGAAACAUAAUUUAUAAAUUUAAUAAUAAAAAACUAUCAGCAGUUCUGGCUGUUUUGACUUCCACCCUGAACAUUACCUUUAGUACAUUAAAGCUAUGGAGCGUCUGAAGUUAGUCUUGCAGUACUUUCAGUCCAACUCGGAGUCCAUCUCCAACGGGAUCUGCAUCAUCCUCGCCUUGGUCAGCGUCAAGCUUUACACCAGUUUUGACUUUAACUGCCCGUGCCUUCCUCAGUAUAACAAACUGUAUUCUCUUGGAGUGAUGAUUGUCCCGCCCAUCAUACUUUUCUUCUUGGGGGUCCUGGUCAACCGACACACAGGCGUCAUGAUGGAUGAGUGGUUGAGACCCACCGGGAACAGAUCCAAAAAUCCUGCCGUAGUAAAGUACCUAUUCUCAGCUAUGGUCCAGAGGGCCCUACUGGCACCGAUGGUGUGGAUCCUGGUCACUUUGCUGGAUGGAAAGAUCUUCAUCUGUGCCUUCAGUGUUAGUGUAGACCCUGCCAUUUUCUCAGGUCUACCCAAUAACACAGGGCUGGAUGUGAUCAAAAUCAUGGCCAAAGUACCCUGCAAGGAGGAUGUUAUCUUCAGGAACAGCUCAUUCCGCAAAGCAGUCUCUCGUUACGUUCGCUGUUAUUCACAAGCAGUUGGCUGGUCCAUCCUCCUCUUCCUGAUUGUACUGGGAGCACUGGGACGCCUCAUUAAACCCUGUUUCGAUGAUCAUGCCACCUCCCUGCAGACGCGCUACUGGAGCAACUACCUCGACGUGGAGCAGAAGCUCUUUGAUGAAACCUGUGUCCUGCAUGCUCGCGACUUCGCACGGAAAUGUGUGGUGCAGUUUUUUGAGGACAUAAGGGAGGACGCUGUACUCCGUCUUCCACUCCCACACUAUAAUGCGAACUUUCGAGAGGAGUGGGAGGAUGAAGAGGAGGAGAGACUACAUGGGGUAUCAAAGCAGGAGCAAGUGGACCAGCUGCUUAACAAGUGGUACUACAGUAAACCUGAACUGGACGUCACCAGGAUAGCCCACAGACCCAGGAUGUGUGUAACCUGGGAGGACCGUGAAGGGAAAACUUUAUACUCUGAUGUCUAGGACACACUCAAUGCUAUAGAGCUGCAGCAUCAAUCAAGUCAGAGGGUCAGUUCACAAACAUUAAGCUAGAGCAAAAUGUUAGA